This is a messenger RNA of Phragmites australis (common reed), 1064 nucleotides long. RefSeq names its product adenylylsulfatase HINT3-like. Bases 131 to 772 code for a protein of 213 amino acids. Lineage: Eukaryota; Viridiplantae; Streptophyta; Magnoliopsida; Poales; Poaceae. Gene Ontology annotation, biological process: purine ribonucleotide metabolic process; sulfur compound metabolic process. The transcript has 7 exons. The record is from RefSeq and is a predicted model, not a curated record. Gene Ontology annotation, molecular function: adenylylsulfatase activity.
GCGUGCAACACAAUUAUGCAUUCCCACGCGCGCAUAAAAUAAUUUCACCAAAGAAAAAACCCCGGAAAGUCGAGAAGCUCUGGGACCUCCACAUUCCCUCAAUUCCCCGCCGUUAUUCCCACACGCCCAGAUGUCGCCGCCAAGGCGCCUCGCCGUGCUCCGCUCUCACCUCCGGCCCGACGGCCAGGCGCCGGCCCCCACCGAGGAACGCGAGCUACGGCCCGCCGCGCCGGUCGGGGCCGUUUCGACGUCGACGUGCGCUGGCGGCGGCGGGGCGGCCCGGGGCGACGUCGUGGGGGAAAGGGAGGGCUGCGUGUUCUGCCGGAUCAUACGCGGCGACGCGCCGGCGUACAAGGUCUACGAAGAUGAUGUAUGCCUCUGCAUAUUGGAUUCUCAUCCAUUGGCUCCUGGGCAUUCGUUGAUCAUUCCAAAAUGCCAUUUCCCAUCACUGGAAGCAACUCCACCACCUGUAGUUGCGGCCAUGUGUUCAAAAGUGCCAUUUCUUAGCAACGCAAUCAUGAAGGCAACUGAAUGUGAUUCAUUCAACUUGGUAGUCAAUAAUGGAGCAGCUGCAGGACAAGUUAUUUUCCAUACUCAUUUCCAUAUAAUUCCUCGUAGAUCUGGUGACAAAUUAUGGCCUACGGAGAGCUUUAGAAGGCGCUCCAUUGAGCCAAAUGAAACCUCAGGCCUUGUGAGCUGCAUCAAGGAGCAACUAUGUUUUACCCCGGAAGGCUGUAAGACUGAAGCAUCUAUACUGCGUAAGGAAACGUGAGGCAAAUUGCUGCUCUGGUCCAGUACAUAAUGCGCUUGGAUUGCAAACUGAAAGCAAUUUGUCUGUGUGGCAGUUCGAAUAGUAAUGCUCCAAGUUGGGGAGUGCUUGACAGGUCGUCCUGUGAUCUGUUGUAGUUUCAGGUUUAAAUGAAAGGUUGUCCUGUGAUCUGUUGUAGUUUCAGGUUUAAAUAGCUCUGGUAGCACUGGUAUUGUAACCGCUGUACAAUGCCGGACAAAAGUGCUAAAGGCUGUCAAGUUUCGCCUUUUGGAAUGUAAAAUCUCAGUUCUUUCUC